Tarenaya hassleriana is the source of this 1753-nucleotide messenger RNA. RefSeq lists its product as uncharacterized. Bases 88 to 1656 code for a protein of 522 amino acids. The record is from RefSeq and is a predicted model, not a curated record. Gene Ontology annotation, cellular component: plastid. Lineage: Eukaryota; Viridiplantae; Streptophyta; Magnoliopsida; Brassicales; Cleomaceae. The transcript has 12 exons.
UUCUAUUCCCUCUCCACCUAACUCCGAUUAUAAUCCUCGAGGAAUUCACUUUUGGGUUCAGUUGAAUCGAGCUCGGAUUUCGCGUUCAUGGUGACUUUGAAUCUCUCUGUGGUGAUCAAGAACCCUAGAAACGACGCCGAGUUCCUGCUCGUGUUGCAGGAGCGGCCGCGGGAAUUCGGGGAGGAAGAGUACGAUUCCUACGUUGAUUCCGAUCUCUGGGACUUACCAUUUACGAGGUUGAAGCCUUUAGAAGGAGAAAAUCGCCGUAGGUACACUGUUUCUGUCGCGGAAUCAUGCUCGGAUGAGGUCGAUUUGGGGAAUUUUGAUCUGGAAUCCGCUUUGAAUCGGGUGUUGGCGAAAUUGGGAUUUGAUUUCAGUGAUGUGGGAGAGUGGAGAUUCUUCAAGCGUGUGAAGGAGCCUGAGUUUGGACCUGACUCGUGCCUCCAUACUUGUUUUCUCACGGGGAAGCUGUUAAAUUCGGACAGAACUCUGCAAGAGCACUGUAAAUGGAUGUCUAUGGAAGCAUGCCUGGAAUAUCUUGUAGAUGUAAAACCUGGCAGUGAUCGUGUUGGACCGUUAGUGUUUCUUGGUCUUGAGGAUGAUUCGGUUCUGUCUAUGAAGCUGAAAAAAUCACCCUCUUUGCCACUCCAGGAGUAUCCGCCCGGUGUUAUGCUCGUGCCGAUGCAUAGCAGGACACAAAAACCAUUUAAAACAACAAAUCUGAUAGUGAUCGCACCGGAAAACGAUCGUGGAGACAUUCAAGGGACUGAUUUUGUUGCUUCUGGAGAUGCAUUGAUAGUGGAUCCUGGAUGCCACUAUCAGCUACACGAAGAGCUCAAGAGCAUUGUUGCUGCUUUACCUAGAAAGCUAAUUGUCUUUGUUACUCAUCACCAUCCUGAUCACAUUGAUGGUCUCUCUGCUGUACAAGAAUCCAACCCGGACGCUAUUCUACUGGCGCAUGUAAAAACCAGGGAUCGUAUUGGACCAGAUUGUUGGUCUCGUGGCUAUACCCCAGUUUCUGGAGGAGAAGAUAUCUAUGUCAACGGUCAGAUAUUGAGGGUCAUUUUUGCCCCGGGACAUACAGAUGGCCAUAUGGCGCUACUUCAUCUCUCCACUCAUUCUCUGAUUGUUGGAGAUCACUGUGUUGGUCAAGGAAGUGCUGCCUUGGACAUCACUUCUGGUGGGAACAUGACAGAGUACUUUCAAUCAACAUAUAAAUUCUUGGAGCUCUCUCCACAUGUGUUAAUUCCAAUGCAUGGAAGGAUCAACCUGUGGCCGAAGCACAUGCUUUGCGAAUAUCUCAAAAAUCGGCGGAGCAGAGAAGAAUCCAUCCUUAAGGCCAUUGAAGGUGGAGCUCGGACAUUGUUCGACAUAGUUGCCCGUGUCUACGCUGGAGUGGACCGCAAGCUCUGGCUUCCUGCUGCUUCUAACGUAAGGCUUCAUAUCGAUCAUCUCGCCCGAGAAAACAGACUUCCAGAGGAUUUCUCGAUGCAGGGGUUCAAAGGGACUUGCGGAUUGCGUUUUGUGGUUAGAUGGGGAUUGGAAUGUGUCGGAAGUCAGAUGGGUAAGGCUGGUUUUGCUAAGUUACUGGUCGCUGGAGCUAUUGCCUUAGGCUCUGUGUUGUAUUUGGACAAAAGGAAGAAGAACUCUCUUUAGUCAUUUAUCCAUCCACGAACUCAGCCAUGUAAAAAUAGAAAAUAAGUCAAAUUCCGUAGUUAAGUGAUAAAUGGUAAAUUCAUGGAAAAUUACAAUC